This is a messenger RNA of Closterium sp. NIES-65, 1023 nucleotides long. The record is from the annotation of a GenBank genome assembly. NCBI's taxonomy places the organism in Eukaryota, Viridiplantae, Streptophyta, Zygnematophyceae, Desmidiales, Closteriaceae.
AUGGCUCUAGCGCCGGACGCCUCUUUGCACUGUACUGCCGAGAGUAACCUGGCUCGAAGCCUGAGCAGCAGCCGCAGCAGGAGGGCGCGUGAGAACCCUUCACUACAGUCACACGUGGAAUAUGAGGAGCGUCCAGAGACGAGGGAGAGGGAAAUGUUGGGCUUUAAGGCCAGCGGCAGCGGAGGAGGAGCAGUUAGGGCUGGGAACAGGCCUGCGGGGAGGAGGGAAAUCAAGUUGGCAGGAGAGGGAGAGGGUGGCAUGGGUAAUACGCUCAUUGAGCAGGCUGAUGGAAGGGGGGUGGGUAAUUUGGCGGUACGGGCAGGUCUUGAAGUUUUUCCUUUUGAGAGAUGUUCUUUGCUUAGUGGCAGCGGCAGCAGGAGAGGCAGUGGUAACCCCAAGAAGCGGCGGAUUCUUCCAAGCGAGGAUGAGGUAAGGGCGGCUGCUGCGGAUUGGCCAACGCUUGGGGCCACUCUGAGACGAGCUCUAGGGGCGGGACGGGGUGGGGAUGCAGCUGAGAGAGCACGUUUUAGUUCAGGCGGGGAUGAAGCAGGAGCAGUGAAAGCAGGAGAGGAAGCAAGAGAGAAAUCAGGAGAGGAAGCAGGAGUGGAAGCAGGAGAAAAAGCAGGAGCAGAACGAGCUCGAGCAGGACAAACAGAGGAACAAGGACAGGGGGGACUCGUAGCGGCACCAGUUGUGACGCAGAAAGACAAGGGGACGCUUCUGCAGCAACAGGCAUUCAAUUCUCGGUUCGAACCGGGUGAUGUGACUGGUAAAGGGGACGCACAGAAGACAGGAAAACCCGGGACUGGGCCUGGCGAGAAGGCGAGUCAUGAGUGCCGAUUUUGUGGCAAGGAAUUCGGUUCGUUCCGCGCGCUUGGUGGUCACAUGAAUCUGCACAGGAGAGAGCGGAAGGUUGAGGAGUUCCUUCUGCUGCUGACCCUGCUGGAACGCCUCAUGCAGAUACCUCUGCGUCUUUACUCGCUCCUGCUCAUCCUGCCUCUGUUCCUCCCUCCCUCCCGCUAG